Molecule: messenger RNA, 2611 nt
Organism: Brassica napus (rape)
Lineage: Eukaryota; Viridiplantae; Streptophyta; Magnoliopsida; Brassicales; Brassicaceae
Exons: 4
Coding region: 474-1604 (376 amino acids)
Source: RefSeq, a predicted model, not a curated record
UAAAUAUUUAUAUCCGUGCAUGAUCACGGGAGAAUCACCUUGUAUAUAUAUACAUUAGAUGGAGCAAAGAAUAUAUUCUCUUUAGCCAUAAAUAAUUGAUGGGGCAAGGAAUAUUUGUAUUUGAAGCCUAAGAUGAUUAUAAAUUGUAAACAAGCUCGACAUCGUUUCAUAACACAAGAAACAAACUUUCUAAAAAAUGGGAGAUUUCUUUCAAUCAAGAGAAUGGAUGUAUAAAAGAUUAAAACGUUCUGAUCAUAGUUUAUGCGAGAAGUUUAUUGAGGGUGUAAACACUUUUAUUUCUUUUGCUUGUAAUCAAGCAUUUUUUCUUGAGUGUGGGAAGUUGUUUUGUCCUUGUAAAAAAUGCAAGAAUCAAAAAUAUCGCGAUGUUGAUACAGUGACGAAACAUCUUAUGUUGAAAGGAUUUACAGAAAAUUAUUACUUGUGGACGCAUCACGGAGAAAAUUGGCAAUACAAUGAUGGUGAAGCCUGUUCAUACGGCAAUUUCAAAACCUGUUCAUACGGCAAUUUCAGAUAUCGCACUCUUCUUUCGAGAUAUAUCUGCCAAAAUCUUGAAGAUUGAAGAUGUUGCUAGACUGAAAGAAAAUAUUGCAAUUAUGCUUUGCAAUCUUGAAAAAAUAUUUCCACCGGCAUUCUUUGAUGUGAUAGAACAUCUACCUGUCCAUCUCCCAGAUGAAGCUUUACUAGGUGGUCCGGUCCAAUAUAGGUGGAUGUAUCCGUUUGAACGAUACAUGUAUCAUCUGAAAAAAAAGGUUAAAAACAAAGCCAGGAUCGGAGGAUCAAUAGUGGCUCAGUGUGUGAAUGAAGAAAUUUCUUACGUGACAAAUAAUUAUAUUGCACCUUCAACAGUUCAAGUCCCUGAAAAAGAUGUCAACGAAAUCAGAUUCACUUACAAAUAUCUUGAUGUUCCAAUAAUGUUCCAGCAAGAAGGAAAAAUCAGUGGAAAAUCAAGUAGUGCAUGGUUAAAUGAUGAAGAUUAUAAUAUUCUUCAGACAUUUUUAUUGCUCAACUGUGAAGUAUUUGAACCAUAUGAGAGGAUGUUUGAAGAUUAUAUGAUGGAUAACCACCCAAACAUAACUUCUAAAGAUAUGACAAGAGCAAAAGAUGAAAAAUUUGCAAUGUGGUGUAAAGAUUACAUUAACAAUGCUAGCAAAUCAUUUGAAUUUCCAUUGUGGAUGUUGGAAUUUGUACAAGGUCCAAAGCACCAAAUCACGUCAUGGCCUAUGUAUUAUUCGAGAGGAUAUCAUUACCACACACAAAGCCAUGGACAAAAUAAAAAGACAAUGAAUUUUGGUGUUUGUGUUCCUGGAACUACUGAGACCGAGUAUUUUGGACUUAUCGAAGAAAUAUUCAUGAUAGAGUAUCAUGGUGCCGUUGGGUUAAAAGCCAUGAUUUUUAAAUAUCAUUGGUUCAACAUCGAUCAAGGAAUACGAAGACAAGACAUCCAUCUGGCAUUGUUGAUGUUUGCCCACAAAUGCAUUAUGACAAGUACGAUCCUUUUAUAUUACCAGAACAAUGUGAUCAAGUAUGUUAUGUUCCUUAUCCUCGUCUACGAUCAAGAAGAGAAGAAUGGUGGACAACAAUAAAAGUUAUGCCGAGAGGAUUUUUUGAAACUAAAGAAGUUUCUGAUACGCCCAAAACAGGAAGGAUGGCUUUGGCCGGGUGUUUGAUAUGAACCGAGAAGGCGAUGGCACUUCUGGAACUGGAAUGGAAUGAAUGGAUCGUCAAGAGAUGCGGAAUGACUCUUGAUAUACCACGAUCUAAGGCUAACCACCUAAGAAACGAUGAAGGUGUGUUGGCUAACCACCAAACGACACAAAAGAUGAUUGGGUGACCACCAAAUCAACAAGCCGGUUCAAACCGAUGAACUAGCUAAGAACUCUCUCUCUCACUCAGAGAAAAGAAGAAUCGAAAAUAAACAACCAAAAUGAACUGAUUUUAUUCAUCAAAGGGACUACAUAUUUAUACUACUUGUAGUCAAAGAGAAUUAAAGAGAAUUGUGGGAAAACAAGGCAUAGAAAAUAGAAACAUUGACUAGAAUAUUAUUAAUGAGUCAAAGACUCAGUCUUCCAUGCAGAUUAGUCAAAGAUGACCAUUCGGUUCACGUUCUGGUCAAGGAAACCCUUCGGCUACUGUCCAGGUUCAUCCGAACCAGAUGGAUGCACGGGGUAAAGAUAAGGACGCUUGCGGGACUGUCCGGAUGGUCCGCCAGAUAAGAAUGUAUGUCUGUCUUUGGUUUCUUCACGACCCAAGCUAAGUCUGGCUCGACCGUGGGUUUUAGAAUGCCGAGUUGGUCGGGGAAGACGGGCUGUGGUUCGGUCGGUUAGGUCGUCUGGACGUGGUUCCAGCCGAAGCUCCAAUCGAGACGUACGCGGGACGGCUCGGUCAGUUUGAUCGGUACGGUCGGAUGAACGAACCUCGGUCAAAUUGUUCAGAACGUCCUGAUCUCCAUGCUGGUUGGCUCCAAUGGACUGAUCCACGAACCAGAGCACAUCAGUUUCUCAAAAUGUAAUACAAAACAAUAUUGUUGAUCAUGUGAUACCAUCCACUAAUAUUGUGCGAGUCGAAGCACAUGCAGUCCAAGAUGAUUCAA